Talpa occidentalis (Iberian mole) is the source of this 3717-nucleotide messenger RNA. It is a transcript of the gene SFMBT1, whose product is annotated as Scm like with four mbt domains 1. The transcript is spliced from 21 exons. The coding region runs from base 575 to 3175 and encodes 866 amino acids. The record is from RefSeq and is a predicted model, not a curated record. Lineage: Eukaryota; Metazoa; Chordata; Mammalia; Eulipotyphla; Talpidae. Gene Ontology annotation, cellular component: nucleus. Gene Ontology annotation, molecular function: transcription corepressor activity; histone binding. Gene Ontology annotation, biological process: regulation of DNA-templated transcription.
ACUAUUUGCAAAAUUGAAGGAUGAACAGGCCAUCUCUCUGGGUACUUUCAGUUCUGAAAUUCGGCAACCAUCUAAAACGGAAGGUUUUAAAAAGUCUUGAUCUGUAGUUUGAAAGGUUCUACAUAAAAGUGCUCACAAUAUGCACCUUUAUUACAAUACAUUUGGGAAAAACAUCUAGGUAGUUACAUUUAGGAUGAUAUUAUGCAAUUUAUUAUCUGAACAAAUACAUUCAAAAUGUGUUUCAAUUUUUUUUUUUAUCUCUAACGUCCAGUAAGAUCUUAAGAAUACGUACAGUUCAACGACAUUUUACAUUUGUAUAAGCCCUGAUUACCACACUCAGAUCAAGGUAGAGAACAUUUUCAGCAUCCCAAAGGUCUCCUUUUACAGUCAGUAAACAACUUCUCCCUCCCCAAGGCAACCACUAUUGACUUCUGUCACCACUGCACUUUUCAUCUGGACAGUUAAAUGCCCAUUGAACAGAUGCUUGAGACCUGCAAGUGAUCUUCUGAUCAUAGCACAAGAACGCUAAGUCCUGUCCUUCGUGUGGAGGUGUGAUAGCCAGUGUGCUGUGGAAAUGAACGGGGAACAGCAGCUCGAUGCAGAUGCUGGAUCUGGUGUGGAAGAAGUGGAAUUAAGCUGGGAAGAUUAUCUAGAAGAGACAGGGUCCACAGCUGUUCCCUAUGGAUCUUUUAAACAUGUGGACACACGUUUGCAAAAUGGCUUUGCUCCUGGGAUGAAACUGGAGGUGGUUGUGAAAACGGAUCCUGAAACCUACUGGGUUGCCACCAUCAUUACCACCUGUGAGCAAUUGCUGCUCCUCCGCUAUGAUGGCUAUGGAGAGGACCGAACAGCGGACUUCUGGUGUGACAUCAGGAAGGCUGACCUCUACCCCAUUGGGUGGUGUGAGCAGAAUCAGAAGACCCUUGAAGCCCCAGAAGGCCUCAGAGAUAAAGUGUCUGAUUGGGAUGAGUUUCUGCAGCAGACCCUGAUGGGAGCAUGUAGUCCUCCUGUUCCACUGCUAGAGGGCCUCCGUAAUGGAAGGAAUCCUUUAGAUCUCAUUGCUCCAGGUUCCAGAUUAGAAUGUCAAGCUUUCCGGGAUUCUUUAAGCACUUGGAUUGUUACUGUAGUAGAAAACAUUGGGGGAAGGCUGAAGCUGCGCUAUGAAGGACUGGAACAUUCUGACAAUUUUGAGCAUUGGUUGUAUUAUUUGGAUCCGUUUCUUCAUCAUGUUGGUUGGGCUGCUCAACAAGGAUAUGAACUUCAGCCCCCAUUAGCCAUCAGACAUCUGAAAAAUGAAAUUGAGUGGCAAGAGAUCUUGGCCAAAGUGAAAGAGGAGGAGGAAGAGCCAUUACCAUCUUACUUAUUUAAGGAUAAACAAGUGAUUAGCACUCAUUCAUUCUCUGUAAAUAUGAAAUUGGAAGCUGUGGACCCCUGGUCUCCUUUUGGGAUCUCUCCUGCUACAAUUGUUAAGGUUUUUGAUGAGAAGUACUUUCUGGUGGAAAUGGAUGACUUACGACCAGAGAAUCAUGCCCGGCGAUCUUUUGUGUGUCAUGUCGACAGUCCUGGUAUUUUUCCCGUGCAGUGGAGUCUCAAGAAUGGUUUACACAUCAGCCCGCCUCCUGGCUACCCCAGCCAGGACUUUGAUUGGGCUGACUACCUCAAACAGUGUGGUGCUGAAGCUGCUCCUCAGAGGUGCUUCCCUCCGUCAAUUUUUGAGCAUGAAUUUAAGGAAAACAUGAAACUUGAGGCAGUGAACCCUCUUCUCCCUGAAGAAGUGUGUGUUGCUACCAUUACUGCAGUGAGAGGCUCCUAUCUAUGGCUCCAGCUAGAGGGUUCUAAGAAGCCCAUACCUGAAUGUAUUGUGAGUGUGGAGUCCAUGGACAUAUUUCCUUUGGGUUGGUGUGAAACCAACGGCCACCCCCUCAGCGCUCCUCGGCGAGCACGCGUACACAAACAGAGGAAAAUUGCAGUGGUUCAACCAGAAAAACAAAUACCAUCUUCAAGGACUCUCCAUGAGGGCCUGAAGAAUCAGGAGCUGAACUCCGCAGACUCAGUUAUGAUUAAUGGAAAAUAUUGCUGUCCAAAGAUAUACUUCAACCACCGUUGUUUCUCAGGGCCAUAUCUUAACAAAGGCAGAAUUGCUGAGCUUCCUCAAUGUGUAGGACCUGGAAACUGUGUCCUAGUCCUCAGAGAGGUCCUCACUUUACUUAUCAAUGCAGCCUAUAAACCCAGUCGAGUCCUUCGGGAACUGCAGCUGGACAAAGACUCUGUAUGGCAUGGAUGUGGGGAAGUCCUUAAAGCCAAAUACAAAGGAAAGAGUUAUCGCGCUACUGUUGAAAUAGUGAAAACAGCAGAUCGGGUAACUGAAUUCUGCCGGCAGACCUGUAUCAAACUGGAGUGCUGUCCUAAUCUUUUCGGUCCACGGAUGGUUCUGGAUAAAUGUUCUGAGAACUGUUCUGUACUUACAAAGACCAAAUAUACACACUAUUAUGGAAAGAAGAAAAAUAAAAGAAUUGGGAGGCCACCUGGUGGGCACAGUAAUUUAGCCUGUGCCCUGAAAAAAGCCAGUAAAAGGAGAAAGAGGAGGAAAAAUGUUUUUGUUCAUAAGAAGAAACGCUCUUCUGCAUCUGUUGAUAAUACUCCAGCAGGAUCUCCCCAGGGAAGUGGGGGUGAAGAGGAGGAUGACCCAGAUGAAGGGGAUGACGACUCCCUAAGUGAGGGCAGUACAUCUGAGCAGCAAGAUGAGCUGCAGGAGGAGUCAGAAAUGUCAGAAAAAAAGUCAUGCUCCUCCUCUCCCACCCAAAGUGAGAUAUCUACAUCGCUGCCUCCAGAUAGACAAAGGAGAAAAAGAGAGCUUCGUACUUUUUCAUUUUCUGAUGAUGAAAAUAAACCUCCUUCACCAAAGGAAAUAAGGAUUGAAGUUGCUGAAAGGCUUCAUCUGGACAGUAACCCCCUGAAGUGGAGUGUGGCAGAUGUUGUGCGGUUCAUCAGAUCAACUGAUUGUGCUCCUUUAGCAAGAAUAUUCUUAGACCAGGAAAUUGAUGGGCAGGCCCUGUUGCUCCUUACCCUUCCCACUGUUCAAGAGUGCAUGGACUUAAAAUUGGGCCCUGCCAUCAAACUUUGCCACCACAUAGAGAGGAUCAAGUUUGCUUUUUAUGAGCAGUUUGCCAACUAAGGAGAACAACCAAAGUGAGCUGUGUCUUUGAAGCACAAAUGCAGCAAAUCCUUCACCUGCUCUACAAGUGGAGCUGAAAUAGUCCUGGGGCUCUGGGCCCAAUGGGUGUCGGCUUGCUCUCUUUGCACUUUCAGGGAAGGAGGAUCCACACUGAGGAAGCAAAAUCUGCACAGAAGUGGCUCUCCUGCCAGUGAACAUGCGGGCAUCUCUUGUUCAGCAGAUUGCCAUUAAAAAAAAAAAAAAAGAAAAAAAAAAAAAGGUUGUGAAGAAAGGACUCUACGUAAGAAGAAUAAGGAUUUCCUUUGGUGUGGCCUGAAAAGAAGGAAUAAUCUAGGCUGUUGGAAAGAACCCUUUUGGUUUUCUUUUUAUUCUGUUCCUUCCCAUUGUAGAUUGAACUUUGUUCUGUGCUUUCUCUUUCUUAGAAAGAGAGGACCUAGCUUUAAGUCAGCACUGAUUUGGGACAGUGCCUAAGGCACAUCAGUGCUGCUUUGUCAUUGUGUUUUUAAGCUUUCUUAAAUUAAAACAGUUCAUUUGGGGGAUGA